Messenger RNA from Megalobrama amblycephala (Wuchang bream), 4388 nucleotides. RefSeq names its product formin-binding protein 1 (gene fnbp1b). Gene Ontology annotation, molecular function: protein binding. The record is from RefSeq and is a predicted model, not a curated record. Gene Ontology annotation, biological process: signal transduction. NCBI's taxonomy places the organism in Eukaryota, Metazoa, Chordata, Actinopteri, Cypriniformes, Xenocyprididae.
AAUAAAUAAAAAUGCUAAAUAAAUAAAUAAAAAAUAAAUAAAAUGAAAGACAGAAAAAACUAGCUUGUUUCCAAUGUCCAACACAAAUGUCAUUUUUAAAUCCCAACCACCACAGAUAUUUAAAGUUUUCAGAUGCUUUUGUCUCAUUAAGUUGAAAUAUUGUGUAAUAUAUGAAGUGUUGUUCUCUGUUAUUUGUUGGUGUGUGUAUUUUGUGUGAUGAAUUAGUAGGUUUUAUGGUGCAUUGAAUCGUAUUAGUUCAAAUCUGAGAAACCAAGUAUGCUUUAAUUUGGAGAACCAUCUCUUGAGUAAGAAAACAAGAGCUUUGUGGCUUUCUAGAGGAGAGUCUGUGUGUAUGUGCCCCCUCCGCCUGGAUGCUCACAAAUACAUCCAUUCAGAGAGGAAGUCAAGUGUGGCUAAACAUGUGAUUGUUUCAGAAUCUGACACAAAGAGAGAGAAGCAUAUUUCAUAACUGCAGAACAUUUGAGAGGCUCUCUGCUGAAACAGAGUAAUAGGAUGAGCAUGAGUCACAUUUCCGGCAGAUCAAAUCUAUAUCAUAACCUAUAAUCUAUAGCUAAAUCAGUGUUUUCCUGUGCAAAAAAUGGUGUGAAGAUGCUAAGUGUUUUUGGUUUGUUGCUAAGGUGUUGCUAUGCAGUUGCUAAAGUGUUCUGAGUGAUUUCUAGCACAGAGUUGUGGUCACCAGGAUGUUGCUGUGUGGUUGCUAAGGUGUUCUAUGUGAUUUUUAGCACAGAGUUGUGGUUGCCAGGGUGUUGCUAUGCAUUUGCUAAGGUGUUCUGACGGAUUUUAGCACAGAGUUGUGGUUGCCAGGGUGUUGCUGUAGUUACCAAGGUGUUGCUGUGUGUUUGCUAAGGUGUUCUGAGUGAUCUUUACUACAGAGUUGUGGUCACCAGGGUGUUUCUAUGGUUGCCAGGGGGUUGCUGUGUGGUUGCUUAGGUAUUCUAAGUGAUUUUCAACACAGAGUUGUGGUUGCCAGGGUGUUGCUAUGCAUUUGCAAAGGUGUUCUGAGGGAUUUUUAGCACAAAGUUGUGGUCACUAGGUGUUGCUGUGGUUGCCAGGGUGUUGCUAUGUGCUUGCUAAGGUGUUCUGAGGGAUUUUUAGCACACAGUUGUGGUUGCCAGGGUGUUGCUAUGCAGUUGCUAAGGUGUUCUAAGUGAUUAUUAACACAGAGUUGUGGUUGUCAAGGCGUUGCUAUGUGGUUGUUGUUGUGUUCUGAGUCAUGAUAGGGAAGUUGUCAUAAUCAUGAGCAGCAUAUGUACAGGAAUAUCUACUUAUUUUAUCUACAUGAGGACUUCCUAACAGUGUUGUUGUUAACUAAAUCUAACAUUUUAAAAAAUUGUUAAUUGAAAUAAGGCUGAAAUAAAACAAAAUAUUAAAAAUAGAUGAAAAAAUUUUGUCUUGAACCCCCCAAAAAUAGCUAGGUCAGAUCGUAAUCACAUAAAAGUAGUAAAUGAAAGGCUGUGUACAACAUUAAAACAUAAAUCUCUGUUCUGCUCUGAAACAGGAAAUAAAACAAAGAAAACCAUUCAUGACAUAACCGAUAACCUUUACUGCAACCUUUUCGGCUUUCACUUCUAUGUGCACGUAAAUGUCCGUAAGUGUGAGAAUAAGGCAAGGUGGACGCUCACACAAACACACACACACACACAUACACACACAUAUCUGUCAUAGUCACAUUUGGACACACUGAUCGGACGUCUCAGCUGUCCUGCUCGGGUGUGGCUACUCUUAUAGCGAAGGCUAUCAGCCUGUUGAGCAUUUUGGGAAGUCAUGGACGCUAUUAAAGGGGAGACGCUGUUAAAAGUCCAGCAGUUACGGGAUCAGUUUGAUAACCUGGAAAAGCACACACAGUGGGGAAUCGACUUUGUGGAGAAAUACACCAAAUUUGUGAAGGAAAGGACUGAGAUCGAGCUUAACUAUGCAAGACAGAUCAGGAAUCUGUCCAAGAAAUACCAGCCUAAGAAGAAGGAGGAAGACGAGAAUAAGUACACAUGGUGCCGCGCAUUUCAUUCGACGCUAAACGAGCUGAACGAUUACGCCGGCCAGCAUGAGGUCAUCGCAGAGAAUAUGACGUCACAGAUCAUCGCCGACCUCACGCGAUACACACAGGAGAUCAAAACAGAGAGGAAAUCGCAUUUCCAUGAUGGACGGAAGGCACAGCAACAGAUCGAAGCCAGUUGGAAACAGCUGGAGUCGUGUAAGCGGAAGUUUGAGCGUGAUUGUAAAGAAGCUGAUCGAGCCCAGCAGUACUUCGAGAAGAUGGACGCAGACAUCAACGUGACGAAAGCAGACGUGGAGAAGGCACGGCAGCAGGCACAGAUGAGACACCAGAUGGCUUCUGACAGCAAGAAUGAAUAUUCCUCAUACCUGCAGAAGUUCAACCAGGAACAGAACGAACAUUAUUACACCAUCAUCCCUAAUAUUUUCCAGAAGAUCCAGGUGAUGGAGGAGAAGAGGAUAGAGCGAAUGGGCGAGUCGCUGAAAACGUUUGCGGAGGUCGACCGACAGAUUCUGCCCAUCAUCGGGAAAUGCCUGGAUGGAAUGACACAAGCGGCCGAGUCCAUUGAACCCAAGAAUGACUCCUCUCAGGUCAUAGAGUCGUACAAGUCUGGGUUCGAGCCUCCUGGCGAUGUGGAGUUUGAAGACUACGGUCAGGCGAUGAAGAGGACGGUGUCCGAGACCAGCCUCAAUAACUCGCGCUCGGACAACAAAGCCGAGCGUUCCAGCAAGGGCAAGAGCAAAACUCUAUGGCCUUUCAUUAAGAAAAACAAGCUUAUGUCCCUGUUAACAUCCCCCGUACCUCGCCAGCCCCCCGACCCUCCCUCACCUUCUGCUGUGACCCCUGACCCCUGCCCCACUCCCCAGACCCCAAACAGUCCAAGGAGCCCCUGCCACCGAUUCAACGACCUCAUGACCUCCAAGCCCAAAAUGCACUGCCUCAGGAGCCUCCGGCGAGGGCUCUCUCUAAAGCUGGGUUCGAAUCCUGAGGACUUCAGUCAUCUUCCUCCAGAGCAAAGAAGGAAGAAGCUUCAGGCGAAGAUUGACGACAUCAAUAAAGACAUACAGAAAGAGAUGGACCAGAGAGAUGCUUUGACUAAAAUGAAGGAAGUGUAUAUAAAGAACCCACAGAUGGGGGAUCCCAACAGCGUGGAUCCUCGGUUAGGAGAGAUCGCCCAAAACAUUGAGAAACUGCAAGCGGAGGCACAGAAAUUUGAGGGCUGGUUAGCGGAGGUCGAAGGAAGGAUGCCGGUGAAGAGUGACCCUCCACGGCGGACAAGCGUCCUAUACGAGACCCAGAACAGCACGCCACCCACCAACAACAACUGUGCACAGGAUAGAGAGAGUCCGGAUGGCAGUUAUACAGAGGAACCGAGUUCUGAGGUCCAGAGUAAACCAGAGGUCCAACCAGAACCAGCGGAGUCCGGAGAUGAAUUUGAUGACCCAGACGAAGAAAUGCUACCGACCAUCGGCACCUGCAAAGCCCUCUACCCGUUUGAAGGUCAUAAUGAAGGCACCAUCGCAGUAGCAGAGGGUGAGCUGUUGUAUGUAAUAGAGGAAGACAAAGGUGACGGAUGGACACGUGUUAGAAGAAACGAGGAAGAGGAGGGUUACGUCCCCACAUCCUACGUCGAGGUCUUUCUGGACUCCAACGCCAAAGAGCUGUUUUCCUGGAGAAGGGUUUAUCUUUCUGAGGAUUCGUAAAGUAUGGAAGGAGGACUCAGUGGUGCAGGGCAAACAGCAGCCACAUGUGGGGAAAACUACAGCCUACCCUCCAUGAACCGCCCUAGAGUGAGACAGAUGAGAGACAGACACAAAAUAAAGAGAGGAACAGUGAAAGAAGCGAGAGGAAGAGGCUAUAGAGACCUCUCGGCCUAAAUUCUCCUGCUGUAGAGAGGAACUUUAACAGCAAAUCAGAGAAAAAUAUUAUGACAUUUAGAUUUCUUACCUGUCUGUUAUUUUAUAAUGAGGUGAAUAUGAUCUACAUAUAUCAUUUUGCUUUACGGCUCUUCAUCGCUGCUGAACGGCGCUAACGUUUCUUUCAGCCUGGUGCGAAUGAGUGUGUGUAUGUAUGUCUUUAACAGCUUGAAACGGUCUUGCUUCCGAUUCCCUGACCUAUCCUGAACUGGGAACGUGGUCUGUAAAAGGAGCUGAAUUUGCGGUACCACAAUACUGCUGCGUUCCGUCCGUUUUCCUACUUGACAUCUACAUCUUGAUGCUCGGAAGAUGAUGUGCGCUAACGGUUUGGAAUGUUUUUUUGAAAGAAGUCUCACCGAGGCUGUUUUUAUUUGAUCAAACAUACAGUAAAAACAGUAAUAUUGUGAAAUAUUAUUGCAAAUUAAAAGAACUGUUUUCUAUUUUACUAUAUUUUAGCA